AAAUUUUAAUGUUGCACGAAAUGUGACUCAGCCGAGCUGGGUUUAUUUGUUUGGUGUGUCGCAGGUGCAAUAGAGGAAUGUGGGGCGGCGGCCUUGGACAGCGCCCUGUACGACAGCGUGCUUGCCGUCAAGGAGUCUCUCAGGAUGCACUGCAGUGCUGAACACUUGGGCAAAGGAGGAAUGUACCGGUGUCACUUUUGUCCUUACUGCAGCGAGAGCAUCACUGACGUCCAGAGUCACGAAAGAACACAUACAGGGGGGCAACCUCAUACCCGUGCAGGCAUCAACUGCUCCCAUUGCAGCCCCGCCAUAUUGGCCACUGAGGAGCCCGCGAGGAAGCAACAGAAGAGGGGGAGGCAUCGCUGUCGCUUCUGUCACUACUCGAGUGAUUACACGAAUAAUGUGAAGAAACACGAGAGAAUUCACACGGGAGAGAAGCCCUACGUGUGCCAAGUGUGCUUCAAAGGAUUCACGGAAAAGGGAGCCCUGGACAGACAUUCGAAAGGAGUUCACGAGGGCCAGAGGAACUACAUCUGCGCCAUCUGCGGGCGAGCUUUUAAGCGGAAUCACCAGCUACAGUUUCACGAGAAAUAUAGUACUUCAGAGGGACAACACCAAGGAAUGCGUGCACGCAUAACAUUACCUGCAGAUUCAGGUACGAGAGAGGAAUGUGGAGCGGCCGCCCCGAAGAGUUCCCUCGGCGGCAGUGUGGUUGCCCUGGAAGAGCGCCCCCCGAGGAAGCACCGCAGGGUCGAGUACCUCGGCAAAGGAACGACGCACCAUUGCCGUUUCUGUCCUUAUUGGAGCAAGAGCACUACUGACGUCCUGAGGCACGAGAGGACACACACGGGCGAGAGACCGUACGUGUGUGCAGCGUGUUCCAAGGCUUUCACGCAGAAGGCUUCUCUCGAGAGACAUUUGGGUGCGGUGCACGAGGGGAAACGGCGCCGCAACUGAACACCGGGAGAGACAAUGGCGCUCCCAAAGGUCCUAAAGGAGCACAUGCAGCAGUGCCCUUCCACGGUGCCUGGUGUGGCCCUCGCUUUUCACGCUGUGGUCGGCGCCCUGUGGUGCCUAAGUUACUCGUGCAACCAAUCACUGCUCAGUCACAAUUUUCGCGAGCUAGCUGUAACCUACCUUCUUAUUCCUAUGUGCGACAUCCCCAUGGAACACUCUAGUGGAAGAAGAAACAAAAACAGCUCUCGGGUGCAUACGUUUUUCCCCGUGUUAUCAAAGAAGAAGUGAAAGAAAGAGUAGAGGACGAAGAAAUCAUCAACGUGAAAGAAGAGAAACCUGAUGUCGAACCUGAAACAGUU
This is a messenger RNA of Ornithodoros turicata, 1316 nucleotides long. RefSeq names its product zinc finger protein 596-like. Gene Ontology annotation, cellular component: nucleus. The transcript has 6 exons. Gene Ontology annotation, biological process: regulation of transcription by RNA polymerase II. Gene Ontology annotation, molecular function: DNA-binding transcription factor activity, RNA polymerase II-specific. The coding region runs from base 145 to 957 and encodes 270 amino acids. The record is from RefSeq and is a predicted model, not a curated record. NCBI's taxonomy places the organism in Eukaryota, Metazoa, Arthropoda, Arachnida, Ixodida, Argasidae.